CCCAGCUGCUCUGUGAUAGAGCAGCGACGCUCCAGCACGGUCCCUCACACGCUCUCUCUCCACCUUCCGCACCGAGGAGCCGAACGCACUGAGCAACACGGACGCGGCAUGACCCAACGCAGGGGCGCCUUCACACGCGCAACCACGCGCGCCAACAGCCGCCCUCUCAACUAACCGACUCUUCUUCCAACCCCGAAGCCUAGAACCUGAUUUUCAGACGUUUGACUGGAGCUGUACUGUUUUUAUUUUUAUUUUUUUUAAAAGUGGAGUACUGAGGAGCGUCUGACCGAUAAGGGCGUAAAAAAGGUAUUUUGAGAUGAGUCGUCCCUUCUGAGAACGGGGCGUCGCGUUCAGUGUCACCGACCCACCCAACCUGCGUAUCGGAGCGGCCCCCCGAGGAUCCCACUAAUGAGUCUCAAGAAGAGGCGAGCCGGCGUGGUGUUCAACUGGCACAAGUCCUUCGCUAUCCUUGCCCCGUGGAGGAAAGGGAAGGGAGACAUGGUCCUGGACGGAGAGGUGGUCCUAACGAAGAUGAAAAUCUUCAGUAACUUUCAUGAGAAAACCUCCUGCUCUGAGGACUCUGUCUCGACCAUCUCCAUAUCAGUGUCAGAACAGGACACCCCUGAACCCACCAACGCUGUGGACAGAAAUGGGGUCCCCUCUGUGCCUCAACCAGAGCCAUCGGAACCAAAGCCCGACUACCUGUCCGCGUUCUCUGAGCCCCAGCUGCCCCGGCUGUUCAAGUUUGAAUCUGAGGACUCGGGGGUGGAGUUGGCCAGUGGGGCCAACUCCCCUUCCACCCCGACGGGCUCUGAACACAGCUUCGUCGUCCACAGCCGGGAAUCCUCCUGCGACUCCCGAGACCUGAGCACUUCGGUGCCCUCCCACAAUGCCCUGCUUCUGCUCGAACGGUGUCCCGAGACAGAGGAGACGGAGGAUUCGCCCCGUCUGGCGGAGGAAGAGGGUCGCGCGGACGAUUCGGAAGUUGGGUUGGGCUCUGAGAGCGACCCGUUAGACAUUACCCUCGCCCAGGAGGUCAGGGAUGAGAAUGGCCCCGAAGAGGGAGCCUUGGGGGACACCGCUGAGGUUUGUGAGAGCGGCGCGGGGCUGGAAGCAGCCACACCGGAGGACGCAACGGAGGACAGCACGCAGCCAAUGAGCUGCGAGUCCAGAGGGGCUUACGAUGACAUGACGGAGGUGGACUUACAGCAGCAGCCGCUGAGGAAAAGCACCACGACUGACAGCUUGGACGAGUACAUGGACGAGUGCUGCAGGCUGAGUGAGGUACAUCAAGCGAAAUCCAACCCCCUGGGGUCGGGCCUGGGCUACCUGGAGCACAUCUGCCAGCUGAUAGAGAAGAUUGGGCAGCUGCAGGAGCACAACCUCAGGCUCCAGAAACAGAUCUGCGGGCUCCAGAAAGAGAGCAGGACCAGGAGAACAAAGGAGGACUUCUUCCUCCAGCACUGCUGCUGUGGGGCGGCCAGCCUGGCCUUCCAGGAGCUGAAGAGACACUCCAGGAGCGAGUUCUACAACAUAAGCGCCUCCAACGCCACGUUGUCCGACCUGUCCACCAUCCCGGAGGUCACCAGGCAUCCCGGCGCCAGGCAUCCCGGCAGCAGGACCGGAACGCCAGAGGGGGAGAACGGAUGCCACCCCGUCGUCCCGCUGUGGAGGAAAGGCUUGAAUCGGAGGAGCUACACGGAGGGGGAGGCGCGGUACCUCAGCGACAGCACGGAGGCGCUCUCCGUUCCGCACAGGAGGCUGAGUGAGAACUACACGUGGGGCAGAGUGAAGGAGCUGGUGAAGAAGACCAGGCUGAAGAACCAGAACAGGCUGGGCCUGACGUCCAACUCCCUCAAGAGGUCCUGCCCCCAGCUCUACCAGCCUGACCUGGGACCAGUGGACCUGCCCAAGAGAGACAGGAACUCCAUGAUAGCGCUGGGCCACCAAACCAAAGCCGAAUUCAGUUGGCCUCAGUAGCCCCUAAACAGUCGCACGCAGAGCGGAUGGGCCGCGAGGGAGAGAAGGGAGUCCAGAAGACACGGACCAAGUCAAGUCGUACGGAGGAAGGAAAGAAAAGAAAGGACGGAAUGUGGGAACGAUGGGAAACCGUGUAAAGUAACACGUUUUAGAGUGUGAAAAAAUGUGUAAAGUCUACGAAGAAGAGUUGCCUUAAAGCCAAGCACGAAGAGGGGAAGGGGGGCUUUUAAAAACGAAGACCAGUUCAUCAGAGGUUUUAUUGUUUUAUAUAAACAGGGAAAUGAUGAUGGUUUAUUCCAAAUGUAGAAGGUAUACAUACAUGUAUUACAGUUUUUUUUUAAUGACUUCUUGUUUCUAAACUUCAACCAGUAUUUCCGGACACCCUGUAUCGCACCACAGCAACAUCCAGUCCUCAAUAUCGAGUUCAUGUUUUUUUAAAAAGAUUUUUAUUCAAACUGCUGUGUUGUGUUAUACAAAUAUAAAAUAAGCCAUAGAGCACACGAUCUCUUUUACGUCUGAGCCAUUUAUUUUUUAUAUAGUCAUACUUACAGCCGUGUGUAUAUAGUGUGAAUGUGUUGAGGCAUCACCUGAGUGGAGUCCUCUUCAAAACUCUCACGUCCAGUUUAUGAUAUGCAUGCACUUACCCUCUCAGUUGUCAUUUCCUAAACACCGUCUGGCUUUGGUAAAACAAAACAACGACGGGUCCACUACAUCCUACCACAUUUGUUGGUAAUUAGAGAGGCAUGUGGAUCUGAUUCUAUAUUGGUCUUUAAGAAGCUUCCAUACCACUAUUUGGAUCAUGCACUUUAUUCUGUGGAUCUUUUUUUUUUUUUUAACACAUCUGGGAGCAUAUUAUUUCUGCAAUCUGAUGUUCUGAUUAUAAGAUCAAUGAGCUUUUCUUCUCAAAUUCUGUCUGGCUCGGUUACACACUCAUCUUUUGGAUCGACUGCAAAAAAAAAAAACAGUAAUAAAUGUGUGUCCUACAAAACAAAUGUAAAAUCACACCAAUGUAUGAUAUGCUAAUAUGUGCAUCCUUUAUAAACGUAUCAUUUUUUAUAAAUUUGUAUUUGGAGAAUGAAAA
Anguilla rostrata (American eel) is the source of this 3061-nucleotide messenger RNA. RefSeq lists its product as uncharacterized. The transcript has 8 exons. The coding region runs from base 409 to 1980 and encodes 523 amino acids. NCBI's taxonomy places the organism in Eukaryota, Metazoa, Chordata, Actinopteri, Anguilliformes, Anguillidae. The record is from RefSeq and is a predicted model, not a curated record.